This is a messenger RNA of Cylindrotheca closterium, 939 nucleotides long. The record is from the annotation of a GenBank genome assembly. NCBI's taxonomy places the organism in Eukaryota, Bacillariophyta, Bacillariophyceae, Bacillariales, Bacillariaceae.
AUGUCGAGAAAAGGGCAAAUGUCGCGUGGAGCGAACUCAGGGCCAGCUGUGAUGAUGAUGCCCCCACAUAUCAGGGCAACUUUCAUGCCAAACCCACCAUUGGAGCAGAUUCCUCCGUUACCGAAGCGUCGGAAAACGCAAAUUAGUGGAGUUCAACGAUUUCUGAAGGAAUUUGAGACUGGAAAGCCAAAGGAAAAAGUUCCGACGCUAACACCAAAAAAGCUAAGGAAGGAACAAAAAGAACGACGGGAGAGGGAACAUUUGAAGAAAUUGGAACCGGAAAUUGAAAAAUUCAGAAAGGACCAACAAGACCUCGGUGGUGAAUAUCAGGGAAUGAACUGCUACAAUACACUCUUCAUUGGGAGACUAGCAUUUGAAGUUACAGAACGUAAGCUACUGCGUGAGAUGGAAACAUUUGGUCCAGUUAAGGAUCUUAAGUUGGUGCGAGACAAAGCUGGUAAAUCAAAGGGAUAUGGAUUCGUCGAAUAUGAAAACGAAGAUGAUAUGAAACGAGCAUACAGAGGAGCUGAUGGAAUGAAGAUCGAGGGAAGAUAUAUAGUGGUGGAUGUCGAACGUGGUCACACUGUACCCUCAUGGCUACCUCGACGAUUAGGCGGUGGACUUGGUGGAACUCGUUUGGGUGGAAACGACAAGAAUGUGAACCGUCCUGGUAGAUUUGAUCCAACUGUUGUGGAUUCCCUUUCAUUCAAUUCAGCUUUACCAGGAGGAGACGGUAGAGGGCAUGGCGGUGGCGGCAACGCAGCCGAAGAAUUUGAUGGAAGACGAGUACAGUAUGGCAAUUACCAAUCUGGCACAUACGGUAGAGGGGGGAGAGAAUGGGGAAACGAGAGAUCGAGUUACAAUGAUGGCGGUAGGAGGCGAAGAAGGUCAAGAAGCCGAAGCCCGGAAUAUCGUUAUGCUCCCCGACCUAGAUAUUAA